This is a messenger RNA of Suricata suricatta (meerkat), 3817 nucleotides long. RefSeq names its product FYVE, RhoGEF and PH domain containing 4 (gene FGD4). The transcript has 19 exons. Gene Ontology annotation, biological process: cytoskeleton organization; filopodium assembly. The record is from RefSeq and is a predicted model, not a curated record. Gene Ontology annotation, cellular component: cytoplasm. Gene Ontology annotation, molecular function: metal ion binding; guanyl-nucleotide exchange factor activity. Bases 103 to 2982 code for a protein of 959 amino acids. NCBI's taxonomy places the organism in Eukaryota, Metazoa, Chordata, Mammalia, Carnivora, Herpestidae.
AUGGAGGAUGUGUGCGUGUCUGGUGUCUAAAUAGAGACCUGUGGAGGUUUUACCCAUAAAUCGUAGAUCCAAAUAAUUCCUCCACACAAGCAGGACAUAAGUAUGAUUAAUCAGAAGAAUAAAAGGCACUGCUGGAUGUUGUUGGAAAGAGAUCCUUUAUGGGGGGCUGAACAGUGGUUCUCAAACUUGACUGCACGUUGGAAUCACUUUAAAACACAGACACCUGGGUUCCCACCCCCUAGAGGUUGUGACUUCUUUGACCUGGAAUUCUGUGCUGGUAUUGCAGGCAGCAGUACCUGUCCAAAGAUCACCCUAGUUCCACCUUGUGUGAAAAGCAGCACAACCCCACUGGUUGAUCAGAAUGUAUCUGAUGAAGAGGCUCAGGGAAUAAAUGGAAAAACGCCAGCGAAGCACUCAGCCACAAGUCCAAAGCCACAAGUGCCUCCAAAGCCAUUACAUCUGCAGAAUCCAUUUUCAUCCAACAUACACCAAACUCCCAGGCAUAAAGCUUUAUCUACUGCAAAACCAAGGAUGGAGGAAGUUAAACCUGCCUCUGCUUCUUGUGUCUCAAAAGAAAAACCCAGCAAGGUGUCCGAUCUCAUCAGUCGCUUUGAAGGAGGCAGCACAUUAUCAAAUUACAGUGAUUUGAAGAAAGAUUCUGCUGUGCACCUGAAUGCUCCUAGAACCCCAGGAAGGCAUCGAUUGACAACCACCCCUCAGCAGAAGCUCCUCCCCCAGCACCCACCACAGAAGCAGGGAAUCGACACAGAUCCAACUCAGGAUGUACAGACCAGUGUGGCUAACGGUGUGAUGGCAGCACAGAACCAGAUGGAGUGCGAGGAGGAUAAAGCGGCCACUCCUAGUCCAGAUACUCCUAUUCAAACUUCAGAACCCUUGCUUGCCAUGGACUUAGUGAAUGGAGAAGGAAAGGAGGAAAGUACCACAGACCCCGCAUCACCCACAGCAAAUGACUAUGUUGGAAAUGCGUCUGACAGUAGCUGCAGGACCUCCAUUGUCAGCCAAGAGCUCCCCCUGGAAGAAGGAAGCACAGAUGCAGAAGCCAAGGUACAAGAGCGGGAAGAUGGAGAAAGCCCUCUGGAACAAGACCAGCUGGACCAGCACGCCGAGACCAAGGAAACUAAUGAACAAAAACUUCACAAAAUAGCCAACGAACUUUUGCUUACAGAAAGAGCUUAUGUCAACCGACUUGACCUCUUAGAUAAGGUAUUUUACUGCAAAUUAUUAGAAGAAGCAAAUCGAGGCUCAUUUUCAGCAGAGAUGGUGAAUAAAAUCUUUUCUAAUAUUUCAUCAAUAAAUGCCUUCCAUAGUAAAUUCCUAUUGCCAGAGCUGGAAAAACGAAUGCAAGAAUGGGAAACUACCCCUAGAAUUGGUGACAUCCUUCAGAAAUUGGCACCAUUCCUUAAGAUGUAUGGAGAAUAUGUGAAGGGAUUUGAUAAUGCAAUGGAACUGGUUAAAAACAUGACAGAGCGUAUUCCCCAGUUCAAGUCAGUCGUUGAAGAAAUUCAGAGACAGAAGGUGUGCGGGAGCCUGACUCUGCAGCACCACAUGCUAGAACCCGUCCAGCGGAUCCCCCGGUAUGAGAUGCUCCUCAAGGACUACCUAAGGAAGUUGCCCCCUGACUCUCCAGACUGGAACGAUGCUAAAAAAUCACUUGAAAUUAUAUCUACGGCAGCAAGCCAUUCUAAUAGUGCAAUAAGAAAAAUGGAGAAUCUAAAGAAACUCUUAGAGAUUUAUGAAAUGUUGGGAGAGGAAGAAGACAUUGUCAAUCCUUCAAACGAACUCAUAAAAGAAGGACAGAUCCUGAAACUAGCUGCUCGGAACACAUCAGCACAAGAACGCUACCUUUUCUUAUUCAACAACAUGCUGCUGUACUGUGUCCCAAGAUUCAGCUUGGUGGGCUCUAAGUUCACAGUUCGAACCAGGGUUGGCAUUGACGGAAUGAAAAUUGUAGAGACCCACAAUGAAGAAUAUCCGCACACUUUCCAGGUAUCUGGGAAAGAGAGAACACUGGAGCUACAAGCCAGUUCUGAGCAAGACAAAGAAGAAUGGAUCAAGGCUCUUCAGGAGACCAUUGAUGCUUUCCAUCAGAGACAUGAAACCUUCAGAAAUGCAAUUGCAAAGGAUAAUGACAUGCAAUCAGAGGUUUCUACUGCUGAGCUAGGGAAAAGAGCUCCAAGAUGGAUCCGAGAUAAUGAAGUAACGAUGUGUAUGAAAUGCAAGGAGUCUUUCAAUGCACUGACAAGGAGAAGACAUCACUGUCGAGCAUGUGGACAUGUGGUUUGUUGGAAGUGCUCUGAUUACAAAGCUCAACUUGAAUACGAUGGUGGAAAAUUGAACAAAGUUUGCAAAGACUGUUAUCAGAUAAUAAGUGGAUUCACGGACAGUGAAGAAAAGAAGAGAAAAGGAAUUUUAGAGAUUGAAUCAGCAGAAGUAUCUGGAAACAGCAUAGUGUGCAGCUUUCUGCAGUAUAUGGAGAAGUCAAAACCUUGGCAGAAAGCUUGGUGUGUGAUCCCCAAACAAGACCCUCUUGUGCUGUACAUGUACGGUGCCCCCCAGGAUGUCCGAGCCCAGGCCACCAUUCCACUCCUGGGCUACGUUGUGGACGACAUGCCAAGGAGUGCAGACCUGCCAUACAGUUUCAAACUGACCCAGUCCAAGUCUGUGCACAGCUUUGCUGCAGACAGUGAGGAACUGAAACAGAAGUGGCUGAAAAUCAUCUUUUUAGCUGUCACAGGAUUCAGAAACCAAAGCAAGAAAACCAGGAAGCCAGUAGGAGAUGAGACUACAGAGUCCAGGCUUCAAGCCGCCUCAGUAAAGAUCAAUGUAAAGUCGAAAAAUAAAACCAUGGCAUCCUGGGUGAGUUCAUCUGGACUUUUCUUCUCCGUAUCUUCUAUUUUCUCUCAAAUCCAAAAAUAUAUCCAGAAAUUAAGAAGAAACACACCAUUACUAAGGCCCUGCUGACACCCACAUACGACCACCGGCGGCAGUCGCCGGUCGGAGAUCGCCAACAGUGGUGGCAGUGUGGCGGAUCUCAGCUUCCUCUUAACUUGGGUGUUAUCUGACAGUGACUUGGGCCCGGAACAGAGAGAGUCCCCCGCUCCCACGCUUUGCAUUAGUAUUUGUCACCUAAGCCCCGUUAUAGGACGCGAGUUGCUCAAAUCUUAGUAUGCAGCAGAUUCCUUGGCCAACAUAACAACGAAAAUGCAACAAAUAAAAAUUUUUUAGCUUCUGCCAAUAAUCCUGCUCUUUGUGACUUCUGGAGAAGGCCAGGGGUGCUGGACUCAGAUCAGGGCCAGAUAGGACAUACAGGCUCCAGGGAAAGUAAUCAUUUAAAAGGCUUUAAAACUAAGACUAUUUAAACACUUGUUUAUCAUUUAUUCAGAGAAAAGAAGGAAGGGAAAAGAAGUAAGACUUCUGGGGGCAGCUGGCACCCCAGCUAUUGUGUGCUGAGCGCUCCAGUUUUGGCACAAGAAUUGCAUAUACUACUAUUCCAGCAAUCAGCGGGACCCAGUUUCACUAGAAAGUGGUGUAGGGGCCAUUUACUCACAAGUGCCACCUGGGGGUCUCAAACUGUGACAAGUGACUUUAACCACAUGCUGUACUCUGAGAGUUAUGGUAAAUACAGUUUUCUCCAAAGCACUGUUCUCCACCACGGCUGGCGCUCACCGAUCCUUUAGAAUCCCUUGUGCAAUGGCAAAACAGGCGGCUCACCUGCUUGCCCGCCCUUAACCCAGCUCUGCCGGGAAGGACAGUCCCAAACACAGCCGCGCUAGGAUCCUCCCAGGUGGUUGUCUUU